AUGACUCUUUUGAGAACACACGAGAACAGAACAAAUGUUCUGGUAAAGACAGAGUCAAGCCUGUCGCCUGCAAAUGUUGGGGCGCAACGUGACAUAACUGAAGAAGCACUUCAAGUGUUCAAUAAAUACAUUUCUACAGUUCUGCUAACUGUGUUAUCUCCUGUUGGUUUGGUAACAAAUAUUCUCAACAUCAUCGUCUACUGGAAUCAAGGGAUCAAAGACAACGCCAACAUCACGUUUCUAGCCUUGUCUUUCUGGGAUCUAAUGCAUUGCUUCCUAUUGUUUUUAUCAGAAAUAUGUUUUGUCUUAAAUAUCCUCUUUCCACAAGCCAGUGUGUAUAUAAAACCUGUGACAUUCCAGCUUGUGUUUUUAGGACACACCAGAGGAUGUAUGUACGUACUGUCUACGCUUGUUACAGUCUACCUGUCCGUGGAGAGAUCCAUUUGUAUCGCACUACCGUUCAGAGUCAAAGACAUAUUUACGACCCCUCGCGUUGUCCUCAUUAAUUUACUGAUUGCCGUAUUUGGUUUCGCUUGUUUCUCUCCUGCCUGGGCAACCCAGGGAAUUCAUUGGGUUUAUGACCCUAGAAGCAACACCACACUCUUACAGCUGUGGAUAUCUGUCAACAGACGUGACGUCGACUUAUUCGUGGACACAUUGAAUGGUAUAGUCACACCAUCGGUGGCUCAAAUACUUAUCUCUGUAAGCGGCUGGUUUAUGAUUCAAGGCAUCAACAGGUCUAACAAAUUAAGACAGAAUCAAACUUCUGUUUCCAAGUCUCUAAACGUAUUUACACUCAACGACCAACUUCAUAAAACACUGAGCUCUCGAAUUAAAUUUACACGAGACAAGACGGUCACCAACAAAGAUAUCAAACUUACCAAAGUUGUCGUGUCGCUGGCAGCUAUAUUUUUCACUUGCAAUUUACCUGUAGUUGUUGUGGCAGUUCUCCGAGCAAUGAUUGCUGACAUUGACAUAGGUAAACGAUUAUUCAGUUGGUACAAAGCACUUUACGGCAUAGUUUAUUUCUGUGGCGUAAUUAAUUGCUCUGUAAAUAUUUUUGUUUAUUAUAACGUGAGCUCCAAAUAUAGACGAGAGUUUGUGGCUUUAUUUUGUAGGAUGAAGAUCAGGAAUAAAAUACUCUAG
This is a messenger RNA of Candidula unifasciata, 1146 nucleotides long. The record is from the annotation of a GenBank genome assembly. Lineage: Eukaryota; Metazoa; Mollusca; Gastropoda; Stylommatophora; Geomitridae.